UCUUCCCCGGCCAACACCGCGAGUUUCGUUUGGAUGUUCGCGUUUGUCUGCUAGCAUCACCAGCCAUCGCAUGUUUAGGAUUUAGGAGUGAACUUGUUCCGUAUAUAAAUAAUUAUUUGAGUGAUCCACUCUUCUAACUGCAGGUGCACAAUGGUCUCAUUAAAGCGAGAAAACAUUGAACUUGAGGACGACGACGACGAGAAAGAAGGGGUGGUUGCCAAGGUGGGACGAGGACGGGCCGCGGAGGACCGGAGGAGCCGCCACUGCCCUUACCUGGACACAAUCAACAGGAGCGUUCUGGACUUCGAUUUUGAGAAGUUAUGUUCGAUAUCGCUCUCCCACAUUAACGUGUAUGCCUGUCUCAUAUGUGGAAAGUACUUUCAAGGCAGAGGUCUCAAGUCGCAUGCUUACACCCACAGUGUCCAGUUCACCCACCAUGUGUUCCUCAACCUGCAUACCCUGAAGUUCUACUGCCUACCAGACAACUACGAGAUCAUCGACUCUUCCCUGGAGGACGUUACAUAUGUGUUGAAGCCCACCUUCACCAGGCCUCACAUCUCGGGGCUGGAUAAGCAGGGCAAGCUGUACCGGGCGUAUGACGGAACCACCUACCUCCCUGGCAUCGUGGGGCUCAACAACAUCAAAGCCAACGACUACGCCAACGUGGUGUUGCAGGCACUGUCCAACGUUCCCCCUCUGCGGAACUACUUCCUGGAGGAGGAGAACUACCGGGGCAUCCGACGGCCCCCCGGGGACAUCAUGUUCCUCCUGGUGCAGCGCUUCGGCGAGCUGAUGAGGAAGCUGUGGAACCCCCGGAACUUCAAGGCCCAUGUGUCGCCUCACGAGAUGCUGCAGGCCGUGGUGUUGUGCAGCAAGAAGACCUUCCAGAUCACCAAGCAAGGCGAUUCGGUGGACUUCCUGUCCUGGUUCCUGAAUGCCCUCCAUAACGCUCUCGGAGGCACAAAGAAGAAACCAUCAAGCAUCACAAAUGUGUUUCAAGGCUCCAUGCGGAUCUUCUCCAAAAAGCUUCCACAUCCAGAUUUAACACCAGAGGAAAAGGAGGAAUUGCUGCUGACAGAAGAGUACCAGGAGAAGAUAUCGGAGUCCACCUUCCUGUAUUUGACCCUUGACCUCCCAACGGCACCGCUGUACAAGGAUGAGAAGGAGCAGCUGAUCAUUCCUCAGGUGCCCCUCUUCAACAUCCUGGGCAAGUUCAACGGCAGCACAGAGAAGGAGUACAAAACAUACAAAGAGAAUUUCCUCAAGAAAUUCCAGCUGACCAAACUGCCCCCCUACCUGAUAUUCUGCAUCAAGCGCUUCACCAAGAACAACUUCUUUGUGGAGAAAAACCCCACCAUUGUCAACUUCCCCAUCACUAACGUGGACCUCCGAGAGUACCUGACGGAGGAAAGCCAGGUCACAGAAAAGCACACGACCUACGACCUUGUAGCCAACGUGGUGCAUGAUGGGAAGCCCACCGAGGGAGCCUACAGAACACACGUACUGCACCACGGCACGGGGAAGUGGUACGAGAUGCAGGACCUGCAAGUGACGGACAUCCUGCCCCAGAUGAUCACCCUGUCUGAGGCCUACAUCCAGAUCUGGAAACGCAGGGAGGAUGAUGACACACCGAUCCACACCGGAGCGUAGUGUCCUGGUGGCCCCAGUGACCGAGCCCAGUAAGACCCUCUUGUCCCUCUGAACCCUAAAGAGCUCUGCAGAGAAAGACAAGUCUGAGGUCUGACUCUCGUUCCAGACAUUAAGGACUGAGGAAAAAUAUUUUCUUUUAUUACAACUUUUUUAAGUGUUUAUUUGUGAACUCUCUCUUGAAAUAAACAUGUAUUUCAAAUUUCCCUGAUCGGUAUUUUAAUCUCACAGUAGUACAGCUGCUUAAGAGCUCAACGAAGCAGAUUCAGCCAAUCAAACAGAGGAGGAAGCGAUGAAGACAAAACGGAAGCCAGUGUUUUAUUACUUUAUACAGUAUCAAUAAAACAUUGGCAAGACAAACAUAUCUUUCAUAAAACAGCAUUCCAGUGUAUCCUUCAUACAGUAAUAUUAAUUGAAGCAGAAUAUAAGGCAUGUGCAACGCAAAGAAGGAGCAUUCAACAUAAUCGUGAUCUUUUAUAGGAGUUAAGGUGAUUAUGGUCAUAGUUCUACAGCGAGUACAUCGCUGUACAAAUGCACUCGUGUGUUCUUUGUGGAAAUGUUGUAUUUUUUAUAUGUUGCAUUAAAAGGUAUUUUGGAGUGGGGGAACAUGCAGUUGAACCGAAGUCCUCUAGCCCUGAAUCUGGCAGUAGAUGCUCCAAGUUAAUUUACUGCAGGCUAGUGUAUGUUACAGGGAUCCAGUAUUGUACUACAAAAUAAUGAAGCUAAAUGCUUGUGGAGGCAUUUGAUGUCAUCCAGAUUUAGUCUGUAUUUCUUUAUGCUUUCCAAGAGCGGGGCUCUCACCAUUACACAUGCAAGGUUUAUAAGUAAAUCGCAAGCGAGAACAAUCAAUGGAGCAAAUAUAGAAAGGGAUUGUCAGCAGAAAACGCUCCGAGAUGCAGGGAUGUUUCAUCUCCACAGGUGUUUCUUGCAGUAGGCUAGAUUCUACAGAAAGAUGGAGGGAAAAUAAUUUUGUGAAACAGUUCUCAAACGGUCUGUUAUCCUGCAAGAGAAAUCUCUAACUAGAACUGCAAGCAGUUAUGCAGGGGUCCAAGAAGUGUGCAUUUCGCCGGCACAACGCGACAAGAAAUGUGCAUUUCGCCGGCACAACGCGAAGCAUGUGUUCAAAACGCUACCCUGAACCUGUGGAUACAAAG
Molecule: messenger RNA, 2801 nt
Organism: Gadus chalcogrammus (walleye pollock)
Lineage: Eukaryota; Metazoa; Chordata; Actinopteri; Gadiformes; Gadidae
Product: U4/U6.U5 tri-snRNP-associated protein 2-like
Exons: 13
Coding region: 151-1650 (499 amino acids)
Biological process (GO): protein deubiquitination; mRNA processing; spliceosomal complex assembly
Molecular function (GO): cysteine-type deubiquitinase activity; zinc ion binding
Source: RefSeq, a predicted model, not a curated record